AUGGUCCAAUACCCCGAGAACAGACCCGAGGGCAAGACGCCCUACUACGUCGCCCACUGGUGUCACCCAAUCGAGGUGGAACUGGUCGCAAAGAGCAGCCCGGAUUCUUCGAAGUGGCCCGCAAUGAUUUUCCAGGUGUGCAGCUACGAUCGAUGGGAGCGCUACACUUCAGAGGGCUACGGGUGGAUGUCGCUCUCGGGCAAAUGCCCCGGCAGCUCCUCGCACGUUGUGCGCACAUGGAAGCCCACAUGCUCCUCAAGGGAUAAGGCGCAGAAAUUCUUCAUUGGUGGCUCCCCUGAGCUCGAAGAUAUGAGCUACGCAGCCGCUCCGCGGCAUUUCUCAUCCGGCAAGCUGCCCAACAAGUACGGUUUUCAGGCAGACACCUCAGGCAUCCUCAAGAUCAGGUUCAAUUCUAUCAUACAGCAAAGGGAAGAGGUCAAGCGGCAGCUGCAGCGGCGCGCCCUUCCACGUCCAGGUCAUCCUCCCAGCCCCCGGCCUACUUCCCUCGCCGCGGUCGUGGCUAGGGCAAAGUCGCGCCUCCGGGAGGCCAAAGGGGGCGACGUGGAGGUGCCCAGGGCGGUGGUGGCGGCGCUCACAAGCAGGCCGUCGGUGACCAGGCAGCCGAGCGACGUGACAGCGCGGGAAGGUACCGUGGCAAGAUUCUCGGUGUCUUCGCAG
Ostreobium quekettii is the source of this 678-nucleotide messenger RNA. The record is from the annotation of a GenBank genome assembly. Lineage: Eukaryota; Viridiplantae; Chlorophyta; Ulvophyceae; Bryopsidales; Ostreobiaceae.